This is a messenger RNA of Chrysoperla carnea, 5150 nucleotides long. RefSeq names its product DE-cadherin (gene shg). Lineage: Eukaryota; Metazoa; Arthropoda; Insecta; Neuroptera; Chrysopidae. Gene Ontology annotation, molecular function: calcium ion binding; cadherin binding. The transcript is spliced from 9 exons. Gene Ontology annotation, biological process: multicellular organism development; homophilic cell-cell adhesion; cell morphogenesis. Gene Ontology annotation, cellular component: catenin complex; adherens junction; plasma membrane. The record is from RefSeq and is a predicted model, not a curated record. The coding region runs from base 87 to 4478 and encodes 1463 amino acids.
UAAUAAGUGCAUUUUGUAUUGCACUUUGUAGCUGUGAUUUUUUUAUUGAAAACACGUCUUCUUUGUAUGGGAAUAAUAAAGGUGACAUGAGUAGUAGGUUUACUUCUCCUGUAUCCCUAUCAAAUGACUCUGGAUUGAAUACGCUGGAUAGAGUUGUGGCAAGUGAAGAAAAUCAUAAACCAAGUUUUGUAAAUUGUUCCAAAUACAAUCCACAAUUUGCCGAAGAACAAGGACGAAAUAAAUUUGUUAUGAAUGUGCGUGCAUACGAUAUUGAUCCAAUCGAUAAAGGUGGUCGUGUUACAUACGAGCUCGUCAAUGCAUUCACCGAAAUUAUAUUUUUUCGAAUCGAUAAUAUAACGGGUGAUAUUUACACAGUGCAUAAUAUCGAUCGAGAUUGGCCAUCACGUAAAGAAGUUUUCUAUAUUAUUGUGCAAGCAACGGAUAAUGGUGUACCACCUUUAUCGGAUGUAUGCACGAUUAAAUUGACGAUUACGGAUAUUAACGAUAACGAACCAUGGUUUGAUAAACAGUCCUAUAAAGAAUUAAUGCCACAAGAUUUAGCAAUCGGUAACGAAGUAAUGCGAAUGUCAGCCACCGAUUUCGAUAAUGGUAACAAUUCACUAUUAUCGUUCAAAAUAACCGCUCAAAAUCCUGAAGAAGAGCACACUUUUCGCAUGGAUGAGUACACUGGGGUUAUCUAUUUAAAUACCCCCGUCGAAAAACAACCUGGUUACACUUAUCUACUAAAAGCCAUCGUAACGGAUCACGGUCAAGUGCCAUUGUGGGCUGAAAUGGAUGUCAGUAUCACGGUUGUUGGCUCAAAUAAAAAAUCACCAAGCUUCAUAGAAAAACCAAGCGGUCCAAUUCAAAUUGCUGAGAAUUAUCGCGACUUCAAAGAACCAAUCGCAGUGUUACGGGCUCAAUCGAAUAUGCAAAAUCAAAGUGAUUUAAUUUUCCACAUCGUUGCUGGACGUAUCGAGCAAUCGAAUCGGCAAAAUACAUUUAUCCUUGAAUCAAUUGGGGAUACAGCUUAUGUGAAAUUGGGUAAAUCGUUGGAUUAUGAAACAGUCACAGAUUAUACGUUAACGAUUCGUGUUCAAAACAAAAAUAAUUUGGCAAUUGAAACAAAAAUCUUGAUUGAUGUUUUGGAUGUAAACGAUAAUACACCAGCGUUUCCAGAACUUAUUUCAGGAAGCGUUCCAGAAAAUGAGCCAAUUGGAACGGCUGUGAUGCAAGUACGAGCUAUCGAUUUGGAUGGAACUUCAGCAAAUAAUCAAGUAACGUAUCGAUUAGAUGACCAUAAAGAUCUCUUUACGAUCGAUCCACAAAAUGGUAAUAUUACGACCUUGGUAAAGUUUGAUCGUGAGGAACAAUCAGUUUACAGUGUUAAAGUAAUCGCCACGGAUAAUUCGCCAAGUAUUUUCUUUGACACGGGCGAACAUAACGAAGGACAACAGGUCUUCAGAAUCGAAAUCUCUGAUAAGAACGAUAAUAAACCUAGUUUUACAAAGAAUGUCUACGUAUCGAAUCCAAUACCAGAAAAUGCAAACAUCCAUACCGUAGUAAUCGAAGUUUUAGCUUUAGAUAACGACACAGCUUCACCUGUAGUAUACAGUAUUAUCAAUGGCAACGAAGGAGAUGCAUUUAAAAUCGAAAACAAUACCGGAAAAAUCCGAACAGAUAAAGAACUCGAUUACGAACAAAUCACAAAUUACACGUUAACGGUUCGAGCAUUUGAUGGUGCUUGGGCUGAUGAAUGUCGAGUCGAAAUUCAAAUCGCUAAUGUUAACGAUAAUCCACCGGAGCUAUUAAACUUCAAAAAUUAUACUAGGAUCCAGGAAGAAAUGGUUGUUCAAGAUUGUAUUGCCCAGUUUAAUGCAUUCGAUCCGGAUAUUAAGGACAUAAAUGCUCCACAGCAUAUUUUAUUUAUUAUUUGGGAUCAAAAACAGAGUGAAUAUUUUACAAUUGAUAAAUCUGGAUGUUUACGGGUGAUUCGACCAUUGGAUCGUGAUCCUCCAAAUUCGCCAGAACGUCAACUGAUUAUUGUUUUGGCUGAUGAUGAUGGAGGUCCAACUGCGCUAAAAACUAGUGUCGUUUUUAAUGUUUAUUUGGAUGAUAUCAACGACAACGCACCUUAUUUGGAUAUUUAUUCGGUGGUUUGGUACGAAAAUGAACCUUCCGAUAAAGUAAUCACUGUUUUAACGGCCAAAGAUAUUGAUAGUGAUAAAAAUGGUGCUCCGUUCACGUACGCCUUAGAUGAAAAUGCUGAUCCUGAAAUCAAACAGAAAUUUUACAUUAUUGAUGACAAAUUAUUUGCAAAUGUUGUAUUCGACCGUGAAGAAAAGAAAUUUUACUUAAUUCCGAUUAAAGUGAGCGAUAGUGGUACUCCUAUGAUGACUGGCGUUAGCAUACUCAAAGUGAUUAUUGGAGAUCGAAACGAUAAUGCUAUGAAGAAUGGAUCGAGUAACAUUUUUGUCUACAAUUAUAAGGGUGAAACUGGUAACGUAGAAAUAGGUCGAGUUUAUGUUGACGACCCAGAUGAUUGGGAUCUACCAGACAAGAGAUUCUCAUGGGGAUCAAAAGGUGCUCAUCCUUUAUUCGAAUUAAAUCCAACAAAUGGAAUGAUUACAAUGUUACACGGUGCAAAUAAUAAUGACUACAUUCUCGAAUUCGAAGUAGUAGAAGAAUCUGUAAAUAUACCACGACAUAAAGUUUACGCUCUCGUUAAUGUAACAGUUCGAGAAAUCCCACAGGAAGCUGUCGAUAAAUCGGGAUCAAUACGAUUUAUUGACAUGUCAGCUGAACAAUUCGUUGAAAUAAUGAAAGAAGAAGAUGAUCCAAGUGCAAUUGGAAAGAGUAAGAAAGAUAUUCUUCUUGAAGAAUUAUCUGAUAUAUUAAACGCAAAAUCGCAGAACAUUGAUAUCUUCACAGUUCUACAUUCUUCAAUCCAUAGCAAUGACACACUUUUGGAUGUAAGGUUUUCCGCACAUGGUUCACCCUACUACCCACCAGAAAAAUUAAACGCGUUAAUCAUCGACAAUUUUGAACGCUUAGAAAUGAAAUUAAAUGCAAAAAUCAUGAUGGUCCCAAUUGAUGAAUGUGUAAUGGAAAGACAAUACUGUGAAGAUUCUUGCAUCAAUUUCUUAAAUAUAGAUACCCGUCCAUAUGCGGUGUUUACGAAUUUAACAUCAUUUGUGGGUGUCCGCGCCGAAGUCGUUCCUAAAUGUCAAUGUUUCAUUGAAGAUCUUCCAAUUGUAUGUUUAAAUAAUGGUACACUAUUGCCUAAUCGUACAUGUAAAUGUAGACGAGGCUAUGAAGGUCCUUUCUGUGAGUCUUUAAGUGUGUCUUUCAAUGGAGAUGGGUGGGCUAUGUAUCCAACACUUCCACUAUGUACGGAUCUUAAACUAUCCUUCGAAAUCUUACCAUUAAGAUCCUACGGUUUGGUUUUAUAUAUGGGUCCUCUUGCAUUUAAUCCACUUUUACCAAUCUCCGAUUUCUUGGCCCUUGAACUUCAAGAUGGUUAUCCCGUGUUAAUGGUCGAUUAUGGAUCUGGGACCAGCGAAGUUCGACACAAACAGAUUCAAUUAAAUGAUGGAAAAAUGCAUAAAAUUGAAAUCAAUUUUGCUAUCAAUAAUGUCGAUAUGAUUGUGGAUUCGUGUCGAACAAGUGAAUGUUUUACGGCUGGCUCACCUGUCGGUAAUCAUUUAAAUGUGAAUGGACCUUUACAAUUAGGUGGUUCGAUUACAUCAUUUGCUGAAAUUGGUAAAUCAUUAAAUUGGACAAAAACACCAACGAAUAUUAAUUUUGCUGGAUGUUUACGAAAUUUGACGAUUAGUAUGAAUAAUAAUAUCAAGACAUACGAUUUAGAACCAAGAUAUGCAUUAAAUGCAAAUUCCUUCUGUAAAACAAUUGUUGGAACCGCUGGUGUACAUUUUGGAAUCAAUUCAAACUUUUUAGUGGCACUGUUAGUUUGUAUCGCCUUAUUAUUGAUUUUAUUAUUGACUGUGGUUGUACAUCGACGUCGACAAGAUCCAUAUCACGAUAAAGAUUUGGAUGAUAUUCGUGAAAAUAUUAUUAAAUACGAAGAUGAAGGAGGCGGUGAAGUUGAUACCAGCUAUGACCUAAACGUUUUCCCAAAACCAGAUCGAUUACCCACUACAAAUAAACAACAGCUAUUAGAUAAAGCCCCACCAAUAGAUGAAGAACCCGACAUACCUGGUUUCCUAGCCAUCAAAAAGAACAAUUGUGAUAAAGAUCCAGAAACAAGUCCAUUCGACGAUGUUCGCCAUUACGCAUACGAAGGUGAUGGAAGUACAAGUGGGUCGCUGUCAUCGCUGGCCUCCUGUACAGACGACGGUGAUCUCAAAUUUAACUAUUUAUCAAAUUUCGGACCAAGAUUUCGUAAAUUGGCUGAUAUGUACGGCGAAGAUUCAAGUGAAAUUGAUAGUCAAGAGGGUGGGGAAGAAUCUUGGUGUUAACAAAUUUAACUUUUCUUUUUACGUAACAAAAACUUAUGUAUUUUUUUUUUUUAAUGAACUAUUUUCAAAGUGCAAGUGAAUGUGAGGACAGUGCGACAAGAGUGUUUUAAAGAAGUGAGUGAAGCUAUGACAUUCAUCAACGCCUCCCCACCCCUCUUUAACUUAAUAAACAAACUGAUAUCCAUUUUAUAAUCAAGUGUUUUUAUUGGCUUCAAUCAAUUAAAAUCACUCGGUAUUAAUUUUUUGUAUUGCAAAUAAUAUGCCAUAAAAAUUUCAUUUGGAUACGUAAACAAUACAUUUUGGAUCUUUGGGUCUUAGAGAUCUUAUUACUCCUAGAUCGAAAAUUUGAUUGAAUUGAAAUUGUGAUAUAGCAAUGUAAACAGUGUUCGGGGAAAUUGGUGCAAAAUAUAUUAACCAGUGAUAAUAAAGGUCAUUAAAUGAUGUAUUUUCAUAAAAAUUUACAGGUAAUAAUCCUAAUACGAUAAGUUUGUAAUGGUAUUUUAUUCGUAAAUAUUUUCCAGAAUUCGGUUUUUUUUGGAUGUAAGUUCUCAAUUUUGUUUGGUAUUUUGAUCAGGCCUAAGAUGCGAUAAAAAUUGUUCACGUUUUUUUCACAAAAUUUGAGACCAUAAAUCAAGGCAGCUAUUUGUUUUUUUUUUGUUAGUGAUAAUUUAA